AUUGAUUAACAGGUGGUAUCCACCGCACUGCCACGCAGUUACCUUAACGUUUAGCUAAUCUAUGUUGACAUUAGCGUCCACGCUAACUACAGCAGCCCGCAAACACACUCGUGAAAUUACUGUUAUAUUAUUGAGUGAUUUGGUGAAGUGUGUAUCCAUAGUCACCGAUACUGUAAAUAUUACUUCAAUUGCUCAUAGCUGAACCCUUACUAGUGGAAAUGUCAACACUGCAAGAAGGCUGUGCGGGUACUCAGUGCGCAGCUAGCGUCAGCUAAUCCCGAGAGUCACAACGAGUCAAGAGAAGAAACAAAAUGAGUGGAUUCAACUUUGGGCAAGCCUCCACCGGCUUCGCUUUCGGAGCUCAGAAGACCACAGCCGCAACCCCCGGUACUGGCUUUGGGAUGACAAGCUCCACACCGGCGGCUCCCGGAGGGGGCUUCACGUUCGGCUCUGCCCCUCAGGCCACGUCCAACCCUACCGGAUCUUUCAGCUUUGGCACCCCAGCAAAGAGCACUGCACCCGCAGGGGGCUUCUCUUUUGGGACCCCGACCCCCGCCACCUCAUUUGGCAUGGGUACGGCCCCUCAAACCACAGCAACAGCAGGGCUGACUUUAGGCUCCACGGCAGCUCCAGCUGCGGGGUCAGGCUUCACCCUGGGCACGAGUUUGCCUGCACAGACCACCGCUGCCGCCCCUGCAGGUGGGGGCUUUAGCUUUGGGACUCCUCAAGCUCAACCCCAACUUGCAGCCACAGUACCACCACAGACAGCUGCACCGGCACCAACAGCCGCUGCAACAGCAAUGACAGGGUCAGGUGGCCUCUCUUUUGGAGGGUUCAGCUUUGGAGCAACCAAGGUGCAGGCCACCACAGCUGCACCGGCUGCUACUGCUGCUGCCCCAGGAGGGGGCUUCAGCUUUGGCACAAGUGCUCCCUCCAACCUCACCCUGGGCACCCUGGCCCAGCCAGCCUCCACGCCUGCAGCCACAACAGGUCAGGGUGGAGGAUUUGCCUUUGGGAUUAAGCCCUCAUCAACCCCAGCUCCCCCUGUAUCGACCCAGGCAGUCUCCGCUUUAGGCCCGUCUCUCUUUGCUGCACCUAUCCCUACAUCUGCUGCUCCUACUGCUACUGCAACAGGUACAGGCUUUACUUUGAGUGUAGCUCCAACUUCAGCAGCGAGCACUGUUGCUGCAUCAACCACAGCAGCUGGUGGAGGUCUGGCUUUCAUGCUUAAACCUCUGGGAGCAGCUACCACCACCUCCGCCCCUGCCGCCACAACAGCAGCUGCUACAACAGGGGCUGCCACAGCUUUUACACUGGGGCUCAGACCUACAUCUGGCACGAGUGCCACAACCACUGCUACAGUCACAGCACUCACUACAACCACUGCUCCGCCAGUGAUGACCUAUGCCCAGCUAGAGGGUCUCAUUAACAAGUGGAGUCUUGAGCUUGAGGACCAAGAGAGACAUUUCUUACAGCAGGCGACUCAGGUGAAUGCCUGGGACCGCAUGCUGGUGGAGAACGGUGAGAAGAUCACAGCCCUGCAUAAGGAGAUGGAGAAAGUGAAGCUGGAUCAGAGGAGGCUAAACCAGGAGCUGGAUUUCAUCCUGUCCCAACAGAAGGAGCUGGAGGACUUACUCUGCCCGCUUGAGGAGUCAGUGAAAGAGCAAAGCGGAACCAUCUACAUGCAGAAUGCUGACGAGGAACGUGAAAAAACGUACAAGCUUGCGGAGAACGUGGACGCACAGCUGAAGAGGAUGUCGCAGGACCUGAAGGAGAUCAUAGAGCACCUGAACACAUCCAGCGGCCCAGCAGAUACCAGUGACCCACUUCAGCAGAUCUGUAAAAUUCUCAACACUCACAUGGAUUCACUUCAGUGGAUUGAUCAGAACUCGGUUCUUCUGCAGAGAAGAGUGGAGGAAGUGUCCAAGUUGUGUGACAACCAGCGCAAGGAGCAGGAGAAAACCUUUCGCUUAACAUUUGACUGAUCUGGGACAAAUAUGUUGACACACAUUCUGACAUAAUGCUAAUUUUGGAAAAGGGUUUUCAGUAGUCGGAAAGAGACGGCUCUUUAAGGGGUCGAGAUAUUUUUGGAUGCAAAACCAAAGCCACCCAUCACAAUUCCUGUUGUCUUGCUUUUUCCCAUCAGCUUUUUUGAGUUGUUUGGGCUGCAUACAGAUUGAUAUUUUCAACACAAUAGAUUUUAUAUAGACUAGUGGAAAUGAUAAUGUUCCAAUCUAUAUGCUAUGUUUGUUCUAAGUCGUAUGAUUAAAUAAAUCUCUUGAUUAAGACUG
Messenger RNA from Micropterus dolomieu (smallmouth bass), 2291 nucleotides. RefSeq names its product nucleoporin 62 like (gene nup62l). NCBI's taxonomy places the organism in Eukaryota, Metazoa, Chordata, Actinopteri, Centrarchiformes, Centrarchidae. Gene Ontology annotation, biological process: protein import into nucleus; RNA export from nucleus. The transcript has 3 exons. The record is from RefSeq and is a predicted model, not a curated record. Gene Ontology annotation, cellular component: nuclear pore; nuclear pore central transport channel. Gene Ontology annotation, molecular function: structural constituent of nuclear pore; phospholipid binding. Bases 312 to 1985 code for a protein of 557 amino acids.